UGCGCGCUCCGCGCCGAGAACCGCGCCGCGCGCCUCCGUGGCCAGCUCCCGGCUGUGCCGGUGCAGAAGGGGGACUGCGGGGACCCAGGGACCCGCAGUGCCAGCUGGCUCCGCAGCAAGCACAACUUCAUCGCCGAGGUGGUGGAGAAGGUGGCGCCGGCUGUGGUUCACUUACAGCUGUUCCGGAGGUCAGCUCUGGGCGGCAAGGACAUUCCCGCGUCCAGCGGCUCUGGGUUCAUCUUGUCGGAGGAUGGGCUCAUUGUUACCAAUGCUCACGUUCUGACCAACCAGCAGCGGAUCCAGGUGGAGCUCCAGAGUGGGGCACAGUACGAGGCCACCGUCAAGGACAUUGACCACAAAUUAGAUCUUGCGCUGAUUAAGAUUGAGCCAAAGACUGACCUCCCUGUGUUGCUGCUGGGAAGCUCGGCAGAUCUCCGGGCUGGAGAGUUCGUGGUGGCCUUGGGGAGCCCGUUUUCUCUGCAGAACACCGUGACUGCAGGCAUCGUCAGCACCACACAACGAGGGGGCAAAGAGCUGGGGCUGAAGGACUCCGACAUAGACUACAUCCAGACCGAUGCCAUAAUUAACCACGGGAAUUCUGGGGGGCCUCUGGUGAACUUGGAUGGUGAUGUGAUCGGCAUAAACACCCUGAAGGUGACCGCGGGCAUCUCCUUUGCCAUCCCCUCUGAUCGAAUCAGGCAGUUCUUGGCCGACUACCACGAGCGCCAGCUAAAAGGGAAGGCUCUCUCGCAGAAGAAGUACCUGGGUCUGCGGAUGCUGCCGCUCACCAUGAACCUUCUGCGUGAAAUGAAAAGGCAAGACCCGGAUUUCCCUGAUGUGAGUUCGGGGGUUUUUGUGUAUGAAGUGAUUCAAGGAACAGCUGCUGAGAGCUCCGGCUUGAGAGACCACGAUGUAAUCGUCAGCAUAAACGGGCAGCCCGUGACCACGACGGCGGACGUUAUCGAGGCCGUUAAAGACAACGACUCCCUCUUCAUCGCCGUUCUUCGGGGAAGCCAAACUCUGCUCCUGACGGUCACGCCCGAAAUCAUCAAUUGAGUAUCCUGCUUUAAAGAGAGAUUGACAAAACCACCGUGAUAGUACUGGUGUGUGAGGAAGAUGUGCCAACGGCGAUGAGUGCUUAGAAAGAAACGGAUGCUUCAAGUACACAUGCUCAAGGUCUCUGGGUUGGGGCGCCGCACCGCUGCUGAAAAGCCUUACUGUGCCAAGCAGAUGAAGGGCAUGGUGCCGGGAAGUCUGGGGACCUGACAGUUUUGGUUAAAGGUAGGACACAACUAAAAUAUAGGCACAAUUUCUAAUUUUAACCUUGCCUGACGGGGCACGUUAGUAUUUUAAACCUUCUUUAUAGACACCACAUAUAACCCACAUACAAAAAUAUGUAGAACUGCCUACUAAGUAUUGAGAAACAGCCUGGACCCCGAGUGCGAAGGUGAGCAAUUUUCAACAGUUUUUCAGGGUGUAUCACAUUUCCCCGGGGGGGUGGAUCUCCAGGAUGGGCAUCAGGUCGAAGUCAAAUGGGCGACUGUCACGCGGGC
Molecule: messenger RNA, 1553 nt
Organism: Tupaia belangeri chinensis (Chinese tree shrew)
Lineage: Eukaryota; Metazoa; Chordata; Mammalia; Scandentia; Tupaiidae
Gene: HTRA4
Product: HtrA serine peptidase 4
Exons: 9
Biological process (GO): programmed cell death; proteolysis; positive regulation of apoptotic process
Molecular function (GO): serine-type endopeptidase activity; protein binding
Source: RefSeq, a predicted model, not a curated record